This is a messenger RNA of Cynoglossus semilaevis (tongue sole), 1775 nucleotides long. It is a transcript of the gene fkbp1ab, whose product is annotated as FKBP prolyl isomerase 1Ab. NCBI's taxonomy places the organism in Eukaryota, Metazoa, Chordata, Actinopteri, Pleuronectiformes, Cynoglossidae. Gene Ontology annotation, molecular function: peptidyl-prolyl cis-trans isomerase activity. Gene Ontology annotation, biological process: protein peptidyl-prolyl isomerization. Bases 124 to 450 code for a protein of 108 amino acids. The record is from RefSeq and is a predicted model, not a curated record. The transcript is spliced from 5 exons. Gene Ontology annotation, cellular component: cytoplasm; sarcoplasmic reticulum membrane.
GCAGGGGGAGGAGUGGGAAAAAGAGGAGGAGUUGGAGCUCACAGUCACAGACAGAGACAGGCUGCGGGAGGAAGAGUCUCCGGGCGCAGGCAGAAGCUCUACAGCUCAUCGCCGAGAGGAACCAUGGGAGUGGAAGUCGAGACGAUCAGCCCUGGGGACGGAAGGACUUUUCCCAAGAAAGGACAGACGUGCGUGGUGCAUUAUGUGGGCUCCCUGACAGAUGGACGCAAGUUCGACUCCUCUCGUGAUAGGGACAAGCCCUUCAAGUUCAAAAUUGGCAAACAGGAAGUAAUCCGCGGCUGGGAGGAGGGAGUGGUGCAGAUGAGUGUGGGUCAACGGGCCAAACUGACCUGUUCACCUGACUACGCCUAUGGAAACAAAGGUCAUCCAGGCAUCAUUCCUCCCAAUGCCACCCUUAUAUUUGAUGUUGAACUGCUGGGACUGGAAUGAGACAAGUCAGCAGCCUGUUUCCUUUUUUUCGUUCGUGUUGUGUGACUUCCUACUUGGGUGUCCAGAGAAGAGUCUGCACUUGAUCCUAUAUAAGACUUGAGCCUAUAGUUCCACUACUUAUUUCAUUAAACUAUGACACUCUGUGUUUGUUUGUUUUUUUAACCAUGUGUUAAUCUUAAAUUGUUUUGAGUUACGCUUUAAUUUUGCAAUGUUUUUUUUUCCUUCUGGAAAGAGUUAGAAUGCUUAAGAAACACCGACAAAACACUCGCUUCGACAAUUAUCACAAUGCCAAUGAGCCAAUUGUAACGUUGAAGAGCUGAUGCUACUUUUAUUUCAGGAAAAAAAAGAAAAGAAAAUGAAAAGCACACAUUUAUAUCCAGCUGAAAGAUUAGAAUCAAAUGAAAUGAAACUGAGAGAUGUGACUGGAAAAUUGGAAUUUGUGGCUUAACCUCAGGUCUCACGAAGAACCAUGUUAAAACUGGUCAAAUGCCACUGGGUUGUCAUUGUGAAAUUGUAAAAGCCCCUCAGGAGUAAUCUGUGUGUGAGGAGAAGCAGUCCCAGUUGUAGAUAUUCCUAAUGUGUGCCUAAAUUGUCUCACUAGACACGUGGUCACUAGUUUACCCCCGUCUGCAUGUUUCAAGGCCUGAACAUAGAUGUUGAACGCUUUGCGGUUUCUUUGCAUCAUUAACGCUCUUUCAUCUUUUUAAACCCCAUUUAAAGCCAUACACAGGCAGAACAGCGCUAAGUUAGGAUUCACAGUGAUUGCACAUCUAUUGGAUUUUGUUUUACUUCCUAGAAAAAUGGAAAAUGCUUGAAAUUUACAGCUGAAGGGCGGUGAGGUGUCAAUCUAAUUGUGACCUCCCCUGAACAUAUUUUGUGUAACAAACUUCAAUGAUUAUGUAUUUUUCAGAUGCCAACUUUCUAUUUCUGACAACUGAUGAAGUAAAUGUAUGUAUAAUCAAUGAUGAUGCAUAAUCUGUUCUUCUUUUUCUUUGUAAUAUUUCUUUCCUUUUAUUUUAGCCAGGACCAUUUAAGUACCACGCUGCCUAACUACAGUCUAUGUGGUUGUAGAAUUAAAAAAAAAACAGAUGCUGACACACGGGCAUCCUCACAGUUUUGUAUUUCAAAUAAAUAGUUUUAAAUGGAGUUUAAAUGAAGGUAAUCGCUGGCCUGGCUGUCAGAUACUGACUAUGGCUGUCCAUGUUACAUAUUGGCUGGUGUGGCAGCAGUCCACCUCUGUACUGUGUAGUUAUGUGCUGAUAAUGUUACUGUAUGCAGGCUAAACCAAUGAUGACAUAUUUAAAAUAAAAGAAGUGCUCUCCACA